Molecule: messenger RNA, 504 nt
Organism: Anisakis simplex (herring worm)
Lineage: Eukaryota; Metazoa; Nematoda; Chromadorea; Rhabditida; Anisakidae
Source: the annotation of a GenBank genome assembly
AUGCUAUCAGCAUUAUCGCUUUCACGACACCGUAACAGCCUUCUAUUGAGCGGUUUGGCCACCUCAAUGGAAUCGGCUAGCUUCAGUAAGCACGUUCGUUUUGCGGAGAUGGAAAGAAGCAAUAACAGCAAUAAUACUUCAUUGAAUAAUUCUAAGAUAUCACAACUAUCACGACACAACUCAAAAGCACCAAAACGUCCACCACGGCCAAAACGAAUGGAAUAUUUAUAUCAUUUUGACGGCCCUCAUAAUGAUGUUGACUCUGCUGUCAGCAACAAACAUCCGCAUGAAACCCAAUCGUCCUCUCCUUUAAGAAAGUCGUUCUCCUCUCAACCAUCAUCGUUACCGUAUUCAAAAAAUCCGAAUCAACAGCAGUAUGAGGUGGAGAAUGACGAGAAUUCUGCUGAUACUGUUCUACUCAAAGCACCACGACAAACUGAAUUUGCCGGUGAUACCAACGAAGAUGAUGAGAAUGACGCAAAUGAAGACGAACAGGCAAGUUGA